AUGUCGCUCAGUCCUUCUGCGUCUGUGUCGAACGGCUCAGAAUCUGCCUCGAAGCGCCGUAGGACGAGUGAAAUAGGUCGCUCGCCCCAGGAUGCGAAUCAGCCUGUGCACAUCCCAAAGAGAGGCGCACGGGCAUGCACAGCAUGCAGGAAAGGGAAGAAUAGAUGUGAAGGCGAGGCUCCUUGUCGCAGGUGCCAGUUAAGCGGUACCCCAUGCAUAUUCGAGAAGCCAGAGAAGAAAAACAACCAGCCUAUUGCUGGCGCCAGCGUGGAGAGAGUCUCUCGCCUCGAAGGGCAAUACCUUGUCAUGCAAAGCCAUAUGAUUGGCAUGCAGUCUUCUCUUGAUCGCAUUCUCGCCCUCGUUCAGAACCAAGCCCAAGGCAGCGGCAGCAUGCCCCCGCCCAGCUCAAUCUUCCCAUCGGCUGGAAAUGGCGCAUUGUCCCCUUCUGGACGUAACGGGUUUGAAUCUGGUCCAGGUUCCAGCGAUCGAGGCCGUUUCCCUCCCUUGCCAGGGUUUGCGCCACCACCUCACAAAUAUGCUACAUAUGGCAUUGUUCCGAGCACUGCUCCAUCGUCCGACGACGAGUCCGAGGAUACGCUGCCGCGAUCCACCUUGAACGCCCCCAUCGAAGCAUUGCAAGGCCUUGCGAACGCUGCUGCCGAGGCUGCGGCCGCGCCAUCUGCGUCUCCCCCCAGAGUCAAGAAGCGAAAGAGGGCUGAACCCAUUCCCAGAAAUGCGUUCCCCCACGUUGUCGAAAAGGGCCUCGUCGCGGACUCGGAAGCGCGAGAGUUGUACAAUAUAUUUUUCGCUGGUUGUCACCUGUUCAUUCCUCUCUUCGAUCCAACGUACGAUACAUACGAAAGCUUGAUGGAGCGCACGCCUUGGACGUUCGACGCCAUUUUAGCCAUCGCCGGCAAGAUUCGGAGCGGGAACGGCCCACUCAGUCCGACCUUCUUCAAAUGUCUAGAGGAGGCCCAAGGGAUUGCCCGUUCGUCUCUCUUCGGCCCUGUGGUCCGCAAGGAAGCGGUGCAAGGAAUGCUUCUGUUAGCUGCAUGGAGCACUAACGGUUGGCUUCCAAGUGGCCAUGCUAUGCGCAUGGCUCUUGAUCUUGGAUUACAUCGCGCUCUAGAAAAACUAGCUGAUGACAAUGGCAAACAGAGAACCCAAGAAGAAGAAAGAGAUCUAGUGGUAUCAGCACGCAUCUGGCUAUGUCUAUAUUGGUUCGAUCAUCAGAUGAGCUUGGGUACCGGCCGCCCAAUUGUUCUGCGCGAUGAGAAUUCUAUCCGUCACUGUCGUCUUCUUCUUUCCCACCCAAUGGCGUCUCCCACAGAUGUCAGACUGAUUUCCCAGGUUGAGCUGAUUAUUCAGAAGACACAAAUAUAUGAAACACUGGCUUCCUUGAACGGUCAAGUCAAUCAUAAUACCUUGGCCUUCAUCCGACGAGCGAAUGUGGCUUUAGACAAAUGGUGGCAGGAUUGCGAUGACCUUCACCGUCAGACGAUGGAUGAGAAUUCUCUCCUUCGAAAAAUUUUAAUGGGCGAAUUACAUUAUGCUAAGUUGUGGCUCGUCUGUGUUGCUCUACGUGGUGUAGCUUGGGAUAAGAUGCCCUUCGAGCAACGAGAGUUGGCCUUCCAGGCUAAAGAUGCUGCGUUCCGUUGUUUAUCCGUAUUCUUAACUUCGUCUGAAUACCGUGCUGCUCUCCGAUAUGCGGUUCACGAUAGUCUCGUGACAGCCGCAUUCUCGGGUCUUUUCCUCCUCAAGAUGGCGAGUUUGUUUCCCGCCGAACUGGAUUUGGGCGCAAUCACAACUCAAGUUGAACAAUUGGCUCAGCUUCUAUCUGAUGUCGCUGCUGAGAGAUAUGCUCUUACGCUACGAAUCAUGCUAGCUAAUCUUCGUCGUAAAGUUGGCCUUGGAAGUGGUAUUAACACUCCGGUACCGACAAUGCCUCCUCCGGGUUUUGCAGACAUGAUUGUAUCACCUACAUUCGUUGACCCGGCUAUGCCUCCGCCAUUUACGAUGGAGGAGCUUGGCUUUGUCUGGCCAAGUGAUAGAGGGAUCGUCAGUCCUUCUGCUAUUCCAGUUUGGCUUCAAGAACAAAGCCUCACAGAUCUGGGUCUCCCAGUCAACGGUUCUGAUGGCAUCUUCCUGCAGAUGCAUGGAACCAACGGCUGGACAGCAGAUUUUGCUCCCGGACCAGAGGCAUGGUAA
Messenger RNA from Desarmillaria tabescens, 2208 nucleotides. RefSeq lists its product as uncharacterized. Gene Ontology annotation, biological process: regulation of DNA-templated transcription; DNA-templated transcription. NCBI's taxonomy places the organism in Eukaryota, Fungi, Basidiomycota, Agaricomycetes, Agaricales, Physalacriaceae. The record is from RefSeq and is a predicted model, not a curated record. Gene Ontology annotation, cellular component: nucleus. Bases 1 to 2208 code for a protein of 735 amino acids. The transcript has 17 exons. Gene Ontology annotation, molecular function: transcription cis-regulatory region binding; zinc ion binding; DNA-binding transcription factor activity, RNA polymerase II-specific.